Poecile atricapillus (Black-capped chickadee) is the source of this 5634-nucleotide messenger RNA. It is a transcript of the gene CHSY1, whose product is annotated as chondroitin sulfate synthase 1. Gene Ontology annotation, cellular component: Golgi cisterna membrane. The coding region runs from base 121 to 2481 and encodes 786 amino acids. The record is from RefSeq and is a predicted model, not a curated record. Gene Ontology annotation, molecular function: glucuronosyl-N-acetylgalactosaminyl-proteoglycan 4-beta-N-acetylgalactosaminyltransferase activity. Lineage: Eukaryota; Metazoa; Chordata; Aves; Passeriformes; Paridae. The transcript has 3 exons.
GGGCGGCCCCCCGCUCCCCUCCCUCCGCUUCCCGUCCCUGCCCCUUCCCCCAUGGCGGCGCUGGGCGCCUCGGCGCGGCUGGCGGCGGCGGCGGCGCUGUGAGCAGCGGGCCGGGCGGGCAUGGCGGGCCGCGGCCGCCGCGCCUGGCUCAGCGUCCUGCUGGGGCUGGUGCUGGGCUUCGUGCUCGCAUCGCGCCUCGUCCUGCCCCGCGCCUCCGAGCUGGCGGCGGCGGCGCGGCCCCACCGAGCCCGCCCGCAGGGCUGCCGCCCGCCGCCCGCCGCCGCCGCCGCCGCCCCGCCGCGCCGCCCCGGCCCGCCGGCACAGAGCUUCCUCUUCGUGGGGGUCAUGACUGCGCAGAAGUACCUGCGGAGCCGCGCCGUGGCCGCGCACCGAACGUGGUCCAAAACCAUUCCUGGCAAGGUCGAAUUCUUCUCCAGCGAGGGCUCGGACACCUCCAUCCCCAUCCCCAUCGUGCCGCUUCCAGGUGUCGAUGACUCCUACCCCCCCCAGAAGAAAUCCUUCAUGAUGCUCAAAUACAUGCAUGACCACUACUUGGACAAAUACGAAUGGUUUAUGAGGGCUGACGACGACGUUUACAUCAAAGGGGACAAACUGGAGAACUUCCUCAGGAGCCUGAACAGCAGCGAGCCGCUGUUCCUGGGGCAGACCGGCCUCGGCACCACGGAGGAGAUGGGGAAGCUGGCGCUGGAGCCGGGAGAGAACUUCUGCAUGGGGGGGCCAGGAGUGAUCAUGAGCCGGGAGGUGCUGCGGAGGAUGGUGCCCCACAUCGGCGAGUGCCUGCGGGAGAUGUACACCACCCACGAGGACGUGGAAGUGGGACGCUGCGUGCGGAGGUUCGCGGGGGUGCAGUGUGUCUGGUCCUACGAGAUGCAGCAGCUGUUCUACGAGAAUUACGAGAAGAACAAGAAAGGCUACAUCCGAGACCUGAGGAACAGCAAAAUCCACCGAGCCAUAACGCUGCACCCCAACAAGAACCCCCCGUACCAGUACAGGCUGCACAGCUACAUGCUGAGCCGCAAGAUCGCCGAGCUGCGCCACCGCACCGUGCAGCUGCACCGCGAGAUCGUGCUCAUGAGCAAGUACAGCAACACCGAAAUCCACAAGGAGGACCUGCAGCUGGGGAUGCCGCCCUCCUUCAUGCGGUUCCAGCCCCGCCACCGGGAGGAGAUACUGGAGUGGGAGUUCCUUACAGGAAAAUAUUUGUAUUCCGGUGCCGACGGGCAGCCACCUCGGAGAGGGAUGGACUCGUCCCAGCGCGAGGCGUUGGAUGACAUCGUUAUGCAGGUCAUGGAAAUGAUCAACGCCAACGCCAAGACGCGGGGGAGAAUCAUCGAUUUCAAGGAAAUUCAGUAUGGAUACCGCAGGGUGAACCCCAUGUACGGAGCAGAGUACGUGCUGGACCUGCUGCUUCUCUACAAGAAGCACAAGGGGAAGAAGAUGACGGUCCCCGUGAGGAGGCACGCGUACCUGCAGCAGACCUUCAGCAAGAUCCAGUUCAUGGAGCACGAAGAGAUGGACGCCAAAGAGCUGGCCAGCAAAAUCAACCAGGAUUCUGGGUCCUUGUCCUUCCUCUCCAACUCGCUGAAGAUGUUUGUCCCUUUCCAGCUCAGCAGGUCCAAAGCAGAAAGGAAGGAGCUCAAAGACAAGAAGAUCAACAUCCUGAUCCCUCUCUCUGGACGGUUUGACAUGUUUGCAAGGUUCAUGGGGAAUUUUGAAAAGACGUGCCUCAUUCCAAACCAGAACGUCAAGCUGGUUGUUCUGCUUUUCAAUUCCAACUCCAACCCUGACAAAGCGAAGCAGAUCGAGCUGAUGAGAGAUUACCGCUCCAAAUACCCCAAGGCUGACAUGCAGGUUCUGCCGGUGUCGGGGGAGUUCUCAAGGGCACUGGCUCUGGAAGUCGGAUCUUCUCAGUUCCAGAACGAGUCUUUACUUUUCUUCUGUGAUGUUGACUUAGUGUUUACCACAGAAUUCCUCCAGCGGUGUAGAGCCAAUACAGUUUUGGGUCAGCAAGUAUAUUUUCCCAUCAUUUUUAGCCAGUAUGAUCCAAAGAUUGUUUAUAGUGGAAAGGUUCCUAGUGACAAUCAUUUCGCCUUCACUCAGAAAACAGGUUUCUGGAGGAACUAUGGCUUUGGUAUCACCUGUAUUUACAAAGGUGACCUUCUUCGAGCGGGUGGCUUUGAUGUCUCCAUCCAAGGUUGGGGCCUUGAAGACGUAGAUCUGUUUAACAAAGUCAUUCAAGCUGGCUUAAAAACUUUCAGAAGCCAAGAAAUUGGAGUAGUCCAUGUGCAUCACCCUGUUUUUUGUGACCCUAAUCUUGAUCCAAAACAAUAUAAAAUGUGCUUGGGGUCCAAAGCUUCAACUUAUGGGUCCACACAACAGCUGGCUGAAAUAUGGUUUGAAAAAAACGACCCAAAUUUUGGGAAAAGCAGCAAUACUAAUGGCUCAGUGAGGACAGCCUAAUGUCCAGCUAUGCUGGAAAAGACUUUUUUUUUAAUUAUCUAAUUUAUUUUUGGGAAAAUGUUUUUUGAUAAUUCACUUUUAAAAGACCACACAGGAUAUAUUUUAGAAAUCAUCGUUGUUUUCUUAAAAAGCGCUCGUUUUGAGAAGAACAAGGCCCUUGGGUUUUUUUGUUGUUGUGUUUUUGGUUUUGAACAAAACUGUGAUCAAUAUUUGCCUUCAAACAAAAAAAAAAAAAAAAAUUGUUUAAGAGUUAUCUGAUCAGCGGAAAUCUGACUUGAAUUAGAAUUUCCUUAUGAACAAAAGAUUAUUUCCUACCGUUUCCGUUGCCGUCUUCAUGGCUGGGAUUCUGUAAAUGUGGACCUGAGCGUGCAAAGCCAAGUGACAAAACGCUGUGUCUAAAUGUUUUUGUUGUGACUGCUACCGUGCAAAGAUUCUGCUCCUUUGGUUCAGGAUUAGCCAUUAAUUUUCAAAUUGCAUUAGAAAAUCCAAGUCGCUGUGGCGAUGAGAAGGGGGUGGUAAUCGCAGGAGGGUUUGUUUGGUUUUUUUUUUUCCCUAACAGCUGAUUAUUUCAGUUUAAAAAUAUACUUCCACUUAUGGGCAGGCAAGGGAAGGAAGUAAGCACAAGCCGUGAUUAGUCCUUGUAGAAAUUGUUGUGUUUGGUAUUUGGUCCACAGACGGACGGAAUGUUUGGGGAAUCCAUGGUGGGUUCUGUGUUUUGUCCUCAGCCGCCUCCCAGGGCUGAGCGAUGCGACCAGGAAAUGCCUGAGGAGCGAGGGGAAGGGGCUGGGGAAUGGGAAUCUCUGGCAGCCAAAGGACAGCACACAAUGAACAAUCCAAGAUCCCUGAGGAGAGCCUGGAAAACUCCUCUGCACCGAGUGUCCCGCGCCCGAUCGCAUCCGUUUCAUUCAAUCGCUCACGUGAUGUUAAUGGGAACAAUUAUUACAUUGGAUUAUUAGUUUUGGUUUGGGAUUUUUUUUUCCCCCUGUAUCUGCUAGACCAUUAAUUUAUUUAAUAUCCAUUGUUUUAGGUUCUUGACCUUUCCUUGAAUAUCUGUUAGUCAUUUUAAUAUUUUAUAUAUAUAUAUAUGUGUGUGUAAAUAUAUAUAUAUAUAUUAGGAAUGUAUUGCAUCUUCUCACUGAUAAGGUAGUGUACAUCAUACUUACAGUAAAUGUUCUCCAAAGAUUACUUUCUAAAAUAUUUUUUCAUGAAUCUUUUUUUUUUUUUAUCCUCCCCUCCCAAAUUUAACAUUUUUGGAAUGACUUCAGUGAGUUUAGGAAUUUUUUUGGUAUUCUAAGAGGAACUGGGGAUGAGGAGGCUGAAUACAAGGGAAAUGUGAUCCCUGUGAGUAAACACCUAGCAAGGUAAGAGAAAAUACACAAAAUAAAGUGCCUUAAAGCCAGAUAGGGAACCCUGUACACUGAGACUUGGACAGUGACUGGACAUUGUCAUUGAAGCAGAUGAUCUCUUGGGACCUAUGUACCUGUAAAUAUCCUGCUCAGCAGAAACAAAAAAUAAAAACCAGCGAACAAUAUAUUUUUCUAUCGUAUCCUCCAGCCCCAUUUCAUCUCAUUGCCCUCAGUUCCACUUCUACUCUUUGGGAAGUGGAGGCAAGUGAACAAAUGGAGAAAAUCCAAGGCUUAAGUGGUUGUUACCAUGUUUGAAGGGAUAUUAUGGAGCAACUGCUAUUCCAGUAGAAGAAAUAACAUUGUUUACACGUGUGUGGAGUAUGAACUGCAACUAGCAUAGAGUCUGUGUCUUACAAUGUUCAUCCUUUUCUGGUGACAGUCCCGAGGAUGUAGGUGCAUGGAAAAUUUUUCCUUCUCUCUCUUUUUUUUUUCCUUUCUUUAUUUCUUUUUUUUUUUUCUUUUUUUUUUCUUUUUUAAGACUUGCUUCUAAGAUGCAAUAAAGAUUUUUUUAUUUGCAAUUGGAGCUGCUCACGUUGUCAGUCCGUAUCGUUCCACCCAGCACAGAGUAACACACUUUGGGAAUAAGUCUGGGUAAAAGGAUCUCUGUCUUCCAAAGGGUUUUGACCUCUGUGUUGUGUUUUGGCCUGGGAUGAGCUCAGUUGGCGCUGAGGGAAGGGAGAACAAACCCAUUCAUCAGGUUCAGGUGCUGAUGAGCUGUGCCAUUCCCUGGUUUUGACUUUUUCCUCAUGAAAAUGUUCAAAGUACUUCUGCUGCCUGAGAAUACCCUUAAGUGUGCAUCUCACACGCAGUGACAAGGCUGCAUGGUGCCCUGAUGUUCUGUGUGUUCAAAACACAGUACAAAUAAUUAUUAAGUGGGUUGAACACUUAUUAUUUAAUAACUCUAGGAGUUGUUCAGUAUUGGUGUGAGGACAAAAUUAAGUCCCAAAGCAAGAAUCUUGGGGAUUGCAGAGGUGUUUCUUCACACAAGGGAAAGGAAAAAAAAAAGGCAGUUUGUAUUUGUGGUGCAGAAAAGAGCUUAAAGAAUAUGAAUCCCAAAGAAUGGCAGUAAAACAGGAGGAAAAAAAGCCCUGUACUUGUACUGUAUUUAUUAACAUUUAUGAUUAUGGACUUUUUUUAGCCCAUAACAGCUGGUAAAAGCAGAAUGUAUGUAACUGGAAAAAGCCAUUUAGUGAACAGCACCCAUCUGGUAUUGGGGUUUUUUUCUCUGUUGCUGCAGUUCUAAUUCUGUUACCGAAUCUCUGUUAAAAGUGAGUUUUUUACCAAGCUUGCAGGCAGCCUGUCAGGCCUCACAUUGCAAUUGUUCACAUAUUUUAUGGACUUGCAGCUUAAAAAUAACCCAUUUUAAAGUUAAAUUUUAAUUUUAACCCUUUAUGACAAAGUCUAAACACAUAAACCCCAUUUUACACUAAAAUAAGCAGCAUUUGCUGCCCCAGGUGUAAGGAACUGGACAGAGGUGGAAAUCAUCAGCUGGUAGGUGCUGACCCAGCCUUGACAAAAAUUCCUUCUGGGGCUGGAACAUUUCAUCCUCAAUUUACUCCAGUUGUUUGCUUCCGACAGAAGUUCCCUUCACGCUGAGGAAGCGGGAAAUCAUGGGAGGGUUUUCUUCUGGGCCACAGAGGUGUGAGAAAAUGAGAUGGUGUCAUGCUGAAAACGAAGGAUGUGGUGCCCAGUCUUGUCCUAUCUGUAGAGAUGUUUCUCUUCUUUAUUAAAUUAAAAAUGUGAGACA